Lytechinus pictus (painted urchin) is the source of this 6756-nucleotide messenger RNA. Its product is annotated as mucin-2-like. Bases 247 to 1470 code for a protein of 407 amino acids. The record is from RefSeq and is a predicted model, not a curated record. NCBI's taxonomy places the organism in Eukaryota, Metazoa, Echinodermata, Echinoidea, Temnopleuroida, Toxopneustidae. The transcript has 5 exons.
ACUCUCGAGGAGCUAGGACUACCAGGAGGCAGGAGCCUCUGACCCCGCCCAUUUCCUGAUCGCAUCGGAGUACCGGUACCGUACGUACCAGAUAAGUGACACUGACACUAUUUCGUUGUUUUAAAAACCAGAGGAUAUUUGAAUAAUGAGCAGGCUCUUAGACGAGACAUGUGAUGAUAUGUUCAUCCAACAAUAGCACUGUGUUCUCUACUGAGAUGAAGAAGCGUUGCAUUAAGUCAGCUCAAGAUGGCAUUGCUUACAUGGACAUUGUUUCCAAGGCAAACGUCUGGCAGUGUUUUCAGAUGCCAAAGGGUGCAAGGGUUCAGUAUUUAUCUGUUGAUGCUGCUGGCUAACAUUACGCAGACGGACAGCAACAACGUGACUACAUCUAUGGAGUUUGAGUACACCACUAUAUUCAUUACUAAUUCCACCAUAGAAAUGUUCAUUCCAUCUACAUCUAUAACAGCAAGUACAUUGUCAUCACAACCGUCAUCCUCGGUGGAAUCUUCUUUCGAUGUGGCGCCCUCUACAGCCCUAUACCCAUCUCCUACUCCAUCAGGAAUAUCUCAAAUAUGGACUAGUGAUGUCACUACAUAUACUGAAAUGACUUCUGAUCUUGUUUCCAUAAUAAAUCCUACAAUAAUGACAUCACCAGUAACUCCUAUGUCAAGGACAUCUACAUUAUCACAAAGUUUGGUGAGUCCGAUAGCAUCGCACACUGUGAUUUCAACGGAAGAGGUGCGUGUGACAUCAUCCAUACUGGAAUAUUUCUCACCAUCUUUCACGGAGUUCUCAUCUUCACCAUCCUCUUCAUUGGGUACAUCAUUUAUAAAGUCAAUUCCAACAGAAUCGAUGCCACCAUCUGUUCCCAUGCCAACAACUUUUCCAGUCUUAUCAUUAUCAUCAUCAUUGUCAUCAUCACCUUCAUCACAAUCACUGUUCCCAUCUUCCUUUCCAUCAUCUUACAUGGCAUCACCAUCUUCCAACUCAGUAAAUGAAGUUUUACCAUCAUCAAGUGCUGCAUUUACCACAACUCAGUCCCUCAGUUCAACUCACAUUGUUCCUACCACAUCACCUCCAGUGGACCCUCCCACCCAACUUCCUCUAACCACAGCUGGACCAGACCAACUCUCCAUCCUACAAUGGUUCGGCAUUGCGGUAGGAGGGGCUGCAGUAUUGUUCAUUUUCUUUCUGCUCUUCCAUUGCUACCAACUCAGGCAACGUGCCAUUAGGAAACAAAAGAAAGAGAUGAAGAAGGAAAUAUUAGAUUUCUCACAGAGUAAUCGGAACGACCGCAUCAGCUCAUGGAGGAACAGCCUGGCAUUGGAUGCCAUGGCAACACAUAUAGAACUUCCUCAUGAAGAUAGUAUGGACAUGCAAGCCAUGGACAAUCUUGGAUUUGAGGAAGUGUUCUUAGGGGAUGAACCAAAGUCAAACAACAACUAUUUCCUACCACAGACCAACUUGUGAUCAUCAACUACGGCAUCAGUUAUUUUCUUCUGCAGUUACCACUCGAUGACCAGUGUGGAACACAUCUUGCUUUCGCUUUGAGAAAUCUCCAGAGCAUUGGCGUGCACGGAGCUUGUGGGAAGGACACACCAUGAGGUAACUGAUGUCUGAUUGUUCCCAAAGUCACAAGUAAUUUCUCUGUAAUAAAGUCCGUUGCUGCAUGAGGACUCGACGUUAGUCUGUUCAAGACCAUUGGCAAUGCAGACUUGCUCAGGUAAGCCAGGCAUGCCUCUUCUGGUCACUUGAACCAAUGGAAGUGAUUCACUUGGCCUGUAAGGAAUGCUCAUGUGGCACUGAUGGGAGCUGGUUAGCUACAUGUUUGUGGCCAUCCUUUGUCUAAGGGCUGUGCGAUCAUCUGAUUGAGAGUUUAUCAUACAUGUACCUAUUGCAUUUGUUGUACAUGCUCAGCAGCUUGAAGAUAAAUGACCAAGAUGCAAACAGGUGUUUGUUUUUUCAUGUUUGAACAUUCUCUGCCCUGUAUUGGUAUUAUUGCUUGAUUAUAAAUAAACUACCAACUAAUAUUUUGUAAUAACUUAUUUAAAUAUAUAAAAAAGAAUUAUUCCUAAUUUCUUAUCCAUAUUUUUUGAUAUUGUACUAUAUGGCAUUUAAGUCUUGAAUCAUUCAUAUUGAAGUGGCUCUAAAAGGACUGAUGGUAUGUCAUUGGUGAUAACAUCAAAACCGUAUCCAGCAUCAACUAUGACAAAGAAAUUUAUGGGGCCCAUGCACAAGCAUAAUAGAGUCACUGUUUUCCCCAAACAAAUUGGGCCUAUGAAAUGGGGUCUUAUGGCUGGAUGUGCCCCUACCUGGAUCCGCCACUGGGUUAGUCAGAUGUAUUGAACACCACUUACCUCCUGAUUUGUACCCAUGUCAUGACUGAGCAGGGCAAAGCUAGCAUGAGACUCAUUAAUAACCAAGUAUUCCAGAACUCCAUAACUAAAGGUAGACUGGAUAUAACCUAUUAGCGCUUUUGUUGGGGCAUGUUUUUUAUUCUAAUAUGUUGUAUUCAGCCUAAAGCAACUUUUCAAAAGUCUGAGUUACGUCUUGAAGCAGGAAUCCCGCAAUGAAGGCACUACAAGUCUUUUCAUUGUGGCUUUCCAGCAUUCCCCAUUAUUUUGUCCAUUAUGAACAGUGAGGAUUUGUAAUGGCAAUUCCCUUUAAUACAGGAGUUCUGCAGGAAAAACGAGGUGCUGACUUUUGGAAAGGCGCCUUACAUGUGCAGGUGUAUUGAACAAUUUAGAGCUGAUCUCUAGCUGUUGAUAACCCUUAAAAUACGGUCACAUAGGUUCAUACGAACACAUCGUUCAUACAAAACUCACUGGUCAUAUGAAUUCUGGAGUUCGUAGUUGGGGCAUACAUGUAGAUUCUUAUGGCCUUGAUAUCAACCUAAGACCUUGAGAAACAAAAUUAUUUUCGGAUACUACUCUACAUUCAUAGGUUUUUCGUAAGAAUUAUUUUGUCAGUCUUCCGGCCAUCUUACGAUUUCUGUAGCAAGAUGAUCUAACAUGCACCUAUCAGCAAUCUCAAAUCAUUUGUAAGAUUUACUUUACAGUUGCAAAAAUUGUUGUCUGCCUUACGAGUCUUUGAAUGCCUUACAACCGCUAAAGAGUCAUUUGCAAGAGCGCCGUAUGAACCUCUUUUCAUAAGGCGUUCUUACAAAUGCUGUAUGAGCCCUCGACAAACAACUUACGCCGUUCUUACGAUCAUCGUAAUAGUUUUAAGUCUUCUAGAAUUGUCUCUCAGUCCUACAAAAUCUUGCAUGGUUCUUUAACAUUUGUGCAGAGCCUGCUUUACAAAGAGGGGGUUUUCUACAAUGUUUAAAACAAUCAUGGACCAUCUACUCAAUCUGCGAACUUACAAAUGGUCUGUGAACGCUAGCUUUGUACGGCCUUCUUGAGAAGAUCAUUCCAUGGUAUAAAAAUCGUCCAUACUGAGUUUGUAGCAGUUCUUAAUGGUAUUUUGUGACCUACAUGUAGCCAUUAAGUGAAAAUGGUAUUCAAAUAAGUCUAAUAGUGUGUAUUCAAGGUAUUUUAUCUUAUGUAUCACAGAAUUGGUUUUAAUGACACAAUUUAUGUCGGGAGCCAGAUAUUUAUACACGUAUUAUAAUUUUAUAUCCACAGUACUCAGUAUACACUCCACUUUGUAUUCCAACCCCAUUCCUUUUCCAGAAUAGAAUCUUGCAUGAUUCUAUCGUGAUUAUUCAAAAGAUGUAUUUCAUUACUUAAUUUAUUACUUAAAAUUGUAUUCUAUAUGUAUGGAUACGUACUCUCUUUGAGUAAUUUGUAUAUAGGCCAAUAUAGUGUAUAAUUCAAAAACAUUCUCUGUAACUCAUGUUUGUGUGAAGUUUGGGAAGUAAUACAAACAUAGUGUCAAUUAUUAUUGUGUGCCGGUUCACUAAUCUUGUGGGGUCUUUUUUAAUCAAGUUUUGUAUAUAUGUAGCCCAUUCCUUCAAUUUGGAAAAAAAUGUUACAAAACUGCAUUCAGAUUUAUAGCUUAAGCAGAAUUUAUAACAUCAAACCUGACUACUUUGGCAGUUCAUUGCCAAAGUUUCCCAAUCUUGGUGCACAUAUAGCUAAUAUCACUUAGACUUCAAGAAUGAUAGCUUUGAAAUAUCUUGUUUGACUAUUUAUUUAUUAAUAUAUAAUAACUUAUUACCUGUAUAUGUCAAAUUCUCAUGAAAAUCUAAUGUUUACAAUUUGCUUUAUUGUUUUCAGCAAGUUUGUUAUAACAGCUUUAUUAGUCAACAUCUCUUUUAUCAUAGAUGGCAUAGGAGGAAUCAAAUUUGUCAUAUUUUAUUUGCUUUUUAGCUUAUGCCGUGGCGUGGCGUCCGUUGUCUGGCGUCUGACGUCCCUCCACAAUUUCAAAAUGCUUCUUCGCCAUUUCAAGUCCGAUUUCAAUUCUGUUUGCUUUAUAUGAUAGCACUAGGUGGGGGAUUCAAAACUUCUACACAGAAUUUUGAAACUCAUUAAAUAUGCUAAUUCAUGCACAUUUUUCAAAAUUCACAUAAAAUGCUUCUUCUUUAUUUGUUGACCGAUUUUGAUUUUUUUUCUUCCAUCUGGUAGAGCUUCAUGAGGUUCACCAAACUUCUACACAGAAUUUUGAAAUUUGGAGUAGAAAAUUAUUUAUGCUAAUUUAUGCAAAAUUCAUAAAUCACAGAAAAUGCUUCUUCUUUAUUUGUUGACAGAUUUUGAUAUUUUUUCUUCCAUCUGGUAGAGCUUCAUGAGGUUCACCAAACUUCUACACAGAAUUUUAAAAUUUGGAGUAGAAAAUUAUGCUAAUUUAUGCAAAAUUCAUAAAUCACAGAAAAAUGCCUCUUUAUUUGUUGACUGAAUUUCAAAAUGCUUCUUCUUCGUCAUUUCAAGUCUGAUUUCAAUUCUGUUUGCUUUAUGAUAGCAUUAGGUGAGGAAUUCAAAACUUCUACACAGAAUUUUGAAACUCAUAGAAAAUGCUAAUUUAUUCAUAUUUUUAAAAAUUCACAUAAAAUGCUUCUUCUUUUUUAAUUGGUGACCGAUUUUGAUUUUUUUGCUUCCAUCUGGUAGAACUUAAUGAGGUUCACCAAACUUCUACACAGAAUUUUGGAAUUUUCAGUAGAAAAUUAUUUAUGCUAAUUUAUGCAAAAUGUAUUCAUAAAUCACAGAAAAUGCCUCUUCUUCUUUAUUUGUUGACCAAUUUUGAUUUUUUUUUCUUGAUCUGGUAGAGCUGCAUUACAUGUAAGUUCACCAAACUUUAACACAAAAUUUUGAAAUUUUGUCUAGAAAAUUAUUAAUGCUAAUUUAUGCAAAGUUUAUUCUUAAAUCACAAAAAUCAUUUUUUCUUCAUUUAUUGAUUUAUUUCAGUUUUGUUUGCUUUAUAUGAUAUCUCGAGGUGGAGAUACAAAAUUUUAACACAGAAUUUUGAAACUCAUUAAAUAUGCUAAUUUAUUCAUAUAUUUUCAAAACUCACAAAAAAUAUUUAUUUGUUGAUUGAUUUUUAUUAUUUUUGUUCCAUCUGAGAGCUACAUGAGGUUCACCAAGGUUCUACACAGAGUUUAGAAAUUUUUACUAGAAAAUUAUUUAUGCUUAAUUUAUAUGAAAUUUAUUCAUAGAUCACAAAAAAUGCUUCUAUGUCAUUUCUUCAUCAAUUUCAAUUCUAUAUCCUCAAUUUAUGUCACCAAUGUAAUUCACUACAGUGUCAACUGGGCUGAAAUUAAAAUUGUGUUAAAUUUCGUUGCGAGAUGCCGGAUGAGCUCCACAUCAUUGAUUUGCUAGUAUUGUAUAUCUGAUUGAUUAUGCAUACAUGUACAUGCACAUUUGGGGGUCAAGAUUUUCCAUGCAUUUGUUUUUAAAUUCCUAUAUAUUUCGUUAUUUUGUAGUCCAUUUAUUAUUUCAUACAUACUUAUUAACACAAUCACCAUUUAUUUGAUCUAAUGAUAAACAUGGGGAAUAUAGUUUGGGAAGGACAAUCCUUUAAAGGACAAGUCCACCCCAACAAAAAGUUGGCUUGAAUAAAAGGAGAAAAAUCCAACAAGCUUAACAGUGAAAAUUCCAUCAAAAUCAGAUGUAAAAUAAGAAAGUUAUGAUUCACUCAUUUUCACAAAACAGUUAUAUGCACAUCCUGGUCAGUAUGUGAAUGAGGGGACUGAUAGACACCUUCUCUAUCUUUUUUUUUUGUAUAAAGCAUAAACUUGUGGUAAACUCAGAUUGAUCUGUUGAUAUUAAACUAAAACUAUUUUUGAAAUUCUUUGUACACAAUUAAUAACCUAAGAACUUAAUCAAGACUAAAAGAACUUAAAUGGAAUUCAGCAGGAGAAAAAUAUCAGUGAAAGUUAUGGCAAAUAUUAAUGAAUAGAAAUAAAAGUCUUUCCUGUGUUUUGUUUGUCAUAUCUUGCAUCACCUGUAUGGGAUUAUUGUGUAUUGAUAUUUUUGUAUUCAUUCAUACAUGUAUUCAAGAAUUUGUGUAUUUGUAGAAUUUUGCCAUUUAUUGCAAAAAAAAUUUAUAUACAAUUCUUUUACUAUUUUUUUUAGAUGUAACCUUAGCAAGGAUGGAUAUGCUUAAGAUCUGGAAGAGCACUUAAGUUAAAAUUAUUUCAAGAAGCAUCUGUUCUGUAGAUAUAAUUGUCUACACAAUCUAUUUUUACCAAUUUUCAAUAACCAAAUAUCAUUAUUAUCAAAUAACUAUGAAAUUUCUUACCUUGUUAUACAUGUGUCUUUGUAAUGUAUGUCUUAUAGUACUAUGAUCCCCCCCCCAGAAAAAAAAACGAAAAAAAUUUAA